CCCUACCCUUGUCAAUCGUAUGUGGUCCGUGCGGUGGCACCACCGUACUGUACCUCCACUCAGGCAUUUGAGAUUACUGCGAACACAACUUUUCACGGGAGUGAGACACAAUGACACUCACAUCGUAUGCAUGAACGACCUGGUAUGAGACACUCCUUCGUGAACGAAAGUGCUGUCGGAGAUGACCAUGCCAUGUCUACUUGAACUCAUCGUUUCCGUCUGGGGACUGUAUCUAGAGAUUGAACAUUACUGAUUGCACACUCUUCACUCACGCAAUGUGCAUAUCUCUCCUUUCGACAGCACAUCCGCAAUACCCAUUCAUUCUCCUGAACAACCGUGACGAAUUCCUUGACCGCUCAACUGCGGCCCUGCACAGAUGGGAGCCGCCCGAUAACAAGGUCUUCGGAGGCAGGGACCUUCAACGCAAGGAACAAGGCACCUGGCUCGCUAUCACCACACAAGGACGCAUUGCGAACCUGACGAACUUCCGAGAGGAAGGCAUCGAGGUCUCGAAAGGCAAGAGUCGCGGCCUCCUACCACUCGGUUACGUCACCGCCGUACCGGAAGUGGCCGAGAGCGACGAAGCCUUCAUCAAGCAAUCACUCGACCUCGGAGUCGACGACAUGGGCGGCUUCAGCCUUGUUUUUGGCCAGCUACGUGCGCCAAGGGAGGAUGGAAGUCGGCCUGGCCUCUCGAUCUUAUCGAACCGCACCGCCUCCGUUGACGGCGUGACGAGAAUCUGCACGAAGGCAGGCGAGACGCACGGGCUCAGCAACAGUCAUUUCGGCGACCGUAGCUGGCCCAAAGUGGUCCAGGGCGAACAGUUUCUGAAGGAAGCUAUCCAAGCCAACAUUGACCGUGGUGAGGACCAGCAGAAGUUCAUCGAUGAUCUAUUCCACAUUCUGUCUGUCGAUACGUUCCCGCAGGUGCAGCCGGGCGAGCCGUUCGCACUCUAUGCCAGGCAGAUGCGAAAUACGAUCUUUGUGCCGCCGGUGCGUGGCAAGUUUGCUGACAAUCAGCCGGCGGAUCGACUGGCGGCUGCCCGUUUUGAUGCGCUUGAUCCUCCGAAUAAUGCUGUGGAUCACGGGAGUUACGGGACUAGGCAGCAGAGCGUGGUGUUGGUCGAUGGCGAGGGUGUGGUGACGUUCGAUGAGAGGACGCUGUAUAGAGAAGAUGGCAAGCUCAACACGCCUGGAGAUGUUGUACAGCGGGUUCGUUUCACUAUUGAAGGGUGGAACGACUGAUGUGCAACCCGAGGCUGUGAAGGUCGCCCUCUAAUACGAGGACGCAGGAGAUGGUGGGAACGCUUGCAGGUACUAUAGUACAAACCAGCAUUGCUGCCGGCAUCAUGAUAAGAAACAUGGCCGGUUCCCUCCCGCCAUCCGUGGUAUCAUUCAGCCCAUGCGCGAGGCAUGAGCCAUUAAGUCACAGGCACCCGCAGUGUACUCCAAGCGAAACAUAGAGCUUGAGGCUGAAGCGCCAGCCACAUCGUGAGAGGCGACGCAGCGUACUCCCAGCGGCUCGUGGAAGCGCGAAGAACGAUUUGAUGCAGUCGAAAGAGGAGCCUACUCCUCUUCCUCAUCAUCGUCGACACCCUGGCUGGUGUAAGCAGCCUUCUCCUCUUCGUA
Molecule: messenger RNA, 1628 nt
Organism: Baudoinia panamericana UAMH 10762
Lineage: Eukaryota; Fungi; Ascomycota; Dothideomycetes; Mycosphaerellales; Teratosphaeriaceae
Exons: 2
Coding region: 276-1244 (322 amino acids)
Biological process (GO): protein secretion; Golgi organization
Cellular component (GO): Golgi apparatus
Source: RefSeq, a predicted model, not a curated record